This is a messenger RNA of Pelobates cultripes (western spadefoot toad), 13252 nucleotides long. The record is from the annotation of a GenBank genome assembly. NCBI's taxonomy places the organism in Eukaryota, Metazoa, Chordata, Amphibia, Anura, Pelobatidae.
CGCACAGCAGAGGGAAGAUGGCGGCGCCCUGUAAUUCGGAGCUUCCGUCCGAGGCUUCUUCUUGUCUGAAAAUCCCGAAGAGCGAGAUCCUAUCGCCGCCCUCCCCCGGCCUGAGCGAUGGGAACCGCUCCCUGUCCAGCUCCUCCCCCCUGCCCCCCGCCGGGCCCCCAGGGGCCCCCGGACUCAGCUCCCCGGGGGUGUCAUUCAGCACGGCCUGCCGGGGGAUGUCCUGGACCCCGGCCGAGACCAACGCGCUCAUCGCCGUCUGGGGCAACGAGAGGCUGGUGGAGGCCCGGUACCAACAGCUGGACGGAGCCGGCACCAUCUUCGGAACCAAGGCCCCCGGGCCGGCCAUGUACGACCGGGUCUCCCGGGCCCUGAGCGAGCUGGGCUACGAGAGGACCCCCAGCCAGUGCCGGGAGAGGAUGAAGGUGAGCCCCCCGGGGGAGGGGAGGGGGGGGGACGGACUUACCGCACCUCACUGUAUGUACCCCUAAACUAUAACCCCCAUCCCCUCACUGUGUGUACCCCCAAACCAUCCCCAUCUGUCACACCCCCAGCCAGUGCCGGGAGAGGAUGAAGGUGAGCCCCCCGGGGGAGGGGAGGGGGGGGGACGGAUUUACCGCACCUCACUGUAUGUACCCCUAAACUAUAACCCCCAUCCCCUCACUGUGUGUACCCCCAAACCAUCCCCAUCUGUCACACCCCCAGCCAGUGCCGGGAGAGGAUGAAGGUGAGCCCCCCGGGGGAGGGGAGGGGGGGGGACGGAUUUACCGCACCUCACUGUAUGUACCCCUAAACUAUAACCCCCAUCCCCUCACUGUGUGUACCCCCAAACCAUCCCCAUCUGUCACACCCCCAGCCAGUGCCGGGAGAGGAUGAAGGUGAGCCCCCCGGGGGAGGGGAGGGGGGGGGACGGAUUUACCGCACCUCACUGUAUGUACCCCUAAACUAUAACCCCCAUCCCCUCACUGUGUGUACCCCCAAACCAUCCCCAUCUGUCACACCCCCAGCCAGUGCCGGGAGAGGAUGAAGGUGAGCCCCCCGGGGGAGGGGGGGGGAUUUACCGCACCUCACUGUAUGUACCCCUAAACUAUAACCCCCCCACACUGUGUGUACCCCCAAACAAUCCCCAUCUGUCACACCCCCAGCCAGUGCCGGGAGAGGAUGAAGGUGAGCCCCCCGGGGGAGGGGAGGGGGAGGACUUACCGCACUGUGUGUACCCCUAUAAUAUAACCCCCUCACCCCCUCACUGUGUGUACCCCUAAACUAUAACCCACCCCCUCACUGUGUGUACCCCUAUAAUAUAACCCCCUCACUGUGUGUACCCCCAAACCAUCCCCAUCUGUCACACCCCCAGCCAGUGCCGGGAGAGGAUGAAGGUGAGCCCCCCGGGGGAGGGGGGGGGGACUUCACUGCGACUAUAAUAUAACCCCUCACUGUGUGUACCCCUCAAAUAUAACCCCCCCCACCCCCUAACUGUGUGUACCCCCAAACCAUCCCCAUCUGUCACACCCCCAGCCAGUGCUGGGAGAGGAUGAAGGUGAGCCCUGGGGGGGGAGGGGACUUACCGCACCGCACUGUGUGUACACCCCCAAAAAUAUAACCCCCCCUUCAUUGUGUGUACCCCUACAAUAUAACCCCCCUCACUGUGUGUACCCCUACAAUAUAACCCCCCUCACUGUGUGUACCCCUACAAUAUAACCCCCCUCACUGUGUGUACCGCUACAAUAUAACCCCUCACUGCCCCUCACUGUGUCACCCUAUAAUAUAACCCCCUCACUGUGUGUGUGUACCCCUAGAAUAUAACCCCCUCACUGUGUGUACCCCUAGAAUAUAACCCCCCUCACUGUGUGUGUACCCCUAGAAUAUAACCCCCCUCACUGUGUGUACCCCCCUAGAAUAUAACCCCCUCACUGUGUGUACCCCUAGAAUAUAACCCCCUCACUGUGUGUACCCUGUAACCCCCACUGUGUGUACCCCUAAACUAUAACCCCCCACUGUGUGCACCCCUAAACUAUAACCCCCUCACUGUGUGUACCCCUAGAAUAUAACCUCCCCCACUGUGUGUGCCCCUAAACUAUAACCCACUGUACUGGGAAACAUAGACUGUGACGGCAGAUAAGAACCAUUCAGCCCAUCAGGAGAAAUGUUGAGCUAAUUGUAGGGGUACACACAGUGCGGCAAGUACGUUUACUGCACAGCUGUAAUUACCGCACUGUGUAUACCCCUACAAUUAUCCCCUAUAAUAACCCCUCACUAUGUGCAUCCUCAAACAAUCCUCAUCUGUCACACUCCCAGCCAGUGCCGAAUAGGAUGACGGUACUUACCACAACCACAUAAUGUACUUGCCUUACUAUCUGUACCCCUAAAAUAGAACCAUUUACUGUCUGCACUCCCAAGAUUUACCACCUUUGUCUUCUCCCAACAUAUACCACCUUUACUGUCUGCACUCCUAAAAAUACCUUCUUACUGUCUGUACCCCGAAAAUAUACCAUCUCUGCCUGUACCCCCAAAAUAUAACCCCUUUACUGUCUGUACCCCCAGAAUACACCCCCUUACUGUCUGCACCCUCAAACCACCACCAUCUUUCACACCCCCAAUCAGUGCCGGGAGAAAAUAAAGGUAAGCACUGCACCCCUCAAAUUAUCCACAUCUCUUAUACACUCAUAGCCAGUGGUGAGAGAAUAUGAAUUAAAGAUCUACCAUACCAAAUACUGAUACAUCCCUAAUCAGUGGUCAGAGGAUGCAUUUUUCACCCCCAAAUUACUAUCUGUGACUGCAUGUACACCGAAAAUAUAUCCCUAAAUUGUCUGACCACCACACUAUCCCACUUUCUUAUACACUACAAGGCAGUGGCAAAAUAAGAUUGAGGAAAGUUUGACACCCCAACAUUUUUAUAUCUGACUGUAUAUAUCCCCAAGCCAUCCACCUGUAUAAUACUAAGUAAUAGUCAUCCACCUGUCUAAACUACAGUCACAGCUGGAGAGGACGACCAGAUAAAUGGACAGUUGAAAGCAAGUCCUCAGGAUAAAUGUUGGGCAACCCCAGGGUGUUAAAAAAAAAUAAUAAUAAUAAUAUAGAAUUAGACACCUAUAUUAAGCAUUAAGAAUUAUUACAGGGGUACAAAUAAGAGUGCCAGAAAACCACGUAAAAAUUAACAUAACCUUUUUUUUUUUCUUUUUUUUAAUGAGUCACCCCUAUAUACCAAGUAUACACACAGCAAGUGAUAAAAUGAGUCCCGUAAGUCAAGUACCGUCCCAGUGCAUCAGUUAUAAGUAAACUUCCAAGAGUAGAAGGCAGAAAUGUAUAAAGAUCCGUCAGUUAUUAUACAGAGCACUAUAGCUGCAUAUAGUAACGCAUGCACAAUAUCUCACUGAAAGGCAGAAUUCAGAGUGAAAUAUAAUAGACAGAAAGUAGCAAAUAAAGAACUUGAUAUAACAAAAUGAAGAAAAUUGUUUACAGGAACUGGUGCACUUACUGUGAACACAUGUGUAAGUGCACACAUUUUGCUUGUAGUUGCAGGUGUUCAGUUAUACUGUCUAUGGUUUAUGGCAAAAUCAUACCACAGCGAGAAGCCUGUCUGUUGUAAUAGACGUCCGGGAAGGUUAACCGUCUCUUUAUAAGGACGCCGUUAGUGUUUGUUACCGUAGAUAAAUGUGUUGAAGGUUUCUGGAAGUCGAAUGUAAUCUGUGACUUCAUAGGGCUUUACUUUAUGUGCUGGGUUUUCACUAAACUCUGAAUUUUGGUUAAAGGGACACUAUAGUCACCAGAACAACUACAGCUUAUUGAAUUUGUUCUGGUGAGUAGAAUCAUUACCUUCCGGCUUUUUGUUGUAAACACUGUCUUUUCAGAGAAAAUGCAGCGUUUACAUUACAGCUUAGGGAUAACUUCACUGGCCACUCCUCAGAUAGCUGUUAGAGAUCAUUCCUGGGUCAUGGCUGCCUAAAAUGCAUCCAAACAUUCAGUGUCUCCUCCCUCUGCAUGCAGACACUGAACUUUCCUCAUAGAAAUGCAUUGAUUCAAUUCAUCUCUAUGAGGAGAUGCUGAGUGCUGUGUUUGAAUCAUGGUGGCUCUGCCCCUGAUCUGCCUAUUUGUCAGUCUCAGCCAAUCAUAUGGGAAGCAUUGUGAUUGGAUCAGGCUACCACUUCUGAUGUCAGGAGACUGCUUGUUUUUCUGAGUCUAACAGCAUGCAGAUGUACAGCUUCAGGAUUGAAUACAGUAAGAUUUUGCUAUAUUUAUGGAGGCAUGAAGGGCCCAGGGGGGCUAGAUGUUGGUUUUAACAAGAUAGGGUCAGGAAUACAUGUUUGUGUUCCUGACCCUAUAGUGAUCCUUUAAUUAAAUCUAAGCUGCAAAUUUGAAGCCAGAUUGUGAAACUUUCCAGAUCAGCUUUUGUUAUCUCAAUUUUGCACUCUGUAUUUCAUUUGCUUAAAUUUAGUGUUUGUCAAGAACCGGGAACGGAUUCAUUUCAAAAUGAAUUAGAAAUUUUAGGCUACAAUAGUUGAACUGGACAAGUUCUCCAAUAAAAAUGUUUUCCAGUUAGAUUUCCACCAAGUAAGACUUGAGUGAAUAAACAGACAGCCCAGCAGCCACAUGGUCAGCGAGACAUUGAUGCAGGACUCACAAUUCAGUGUUCAGUGAAGAAAUUCUACCAUCAUUUUGUUUUCAUUCACAUUUUGCUUACUUAAUGGGGUUUCAGUAUGUGUGUCUGUGUCAAUGCGGAGAUGUAUUUUUCCUGAGUGUCAAUGUGUGGAAUAUCUGAGUGUGUGAUUGUGUGAAUCCAAGGCCGUGUUUGUGCGAAGUGUCUGUGUGCGGCAAUGACCAGUUUAGUGAUUUGAAGUGGUCGUGGUGCUGGAGCCUGUGCAGAGUUUUGCUAUGAAAUGCUGAACAUACGGGGAUUGGCCUCUGUGCUGCUAUAUUUGUAGUUCCACCUCUGACAAAACUGGGUUGGCUAAUGUCAAUUCUGUGCAAAUGUCAGUCACUGGCUGAGAGCGGACAGCUGUCGCUCUGCAGAAGCACAUCACCAGAUAACCAGGGAGCCUCUGAGCCCAGUGGGAUCCAAUGUAAGAGGGCAAACUGUUGCUACACGGUAUGCUCCAUGACUGGGGAACUUUGCCUGGGUAUUCCAGGCAUCAAAACCACUACAGUGGUUGUAAUUAUUGGAGUGUUCGUUUAAAUAAACUGCAACUAUUUAGGCACGAAUACCCAAAAGAAUUAAAUGAAACUUGAUUAGGCAGUACAUCUAUGCAGGCAAUGUGUAAUUUAGGUGCUAUUCACAACAGUCUUAUGAUCGGGACACUCCUAGCACAAAAACACUACAGUGGUUAUGGUACCCUGGCGCUGUCCCACUUGUUUAAAGUCAAACCUUUUUGGAAUUAACACUUACCUGCAUACCCCUGUCUCCCUCAGUCCGGCCCUUCUUCAGUUAUAGCAGCUUUUCCAUCUGCUAUGGAGUGUCUUCUGAGGCUGUCACCCAAUCGAUUCUAUCCUAAGACAUGACUAGUACGGGAGUAGGCAAGUCCAAUGUAAGGAUAUCGGUGAGACCGUACUGCUGACCUAGGUAAAUGUUAAAAUAUUCGAUGUGUUCAAAUUUAGAUUUCAGAAGUGGGGAUCGUCACAAAUUGUAAAGGGAUUCUCCAAUAGAACAUAGUUGACUGCAUCUCUUUCAAAAAGCAUAGAUUAAAAGACAUUAUUGGCUAGAGGGAAAUGUGAGUGGCAGAUUUCGCCAGUCCUUGCUGUUAUGUGGCGUCCUCCAGAGCAUUAUAUAGAGGCGUGUAUUUUUUGGUUGCCAUAUUGCUGUCUGGCAGUGGGUAGCUUGGAACCAGAAUUGUACCAUGAGAUGCAUAGAGGAGAGUAGUGUAGUAUGUUUGUUGUUUGGCUAUUUCUUUGUUUAAAUAGAAUUUUCAGCAACAGAAAAGUAGGACAUUGUAAUGGGUGCCAUGAUUGUAGUUAGGGAAAUGUGUGGUUAUAUCAGAUAUGCUGUAAUUUAUAGAAAAUAUAUUGUGAAGGCAGCUUCAUAUUGUAGCUGUCAGAACCAGGUGUAUAUUUGCAACAAUGCAUUUGGUCAGUGACCAUGAUGUAAAUGCCUCAUGGAUUCUGAUUGGUUAAAAAUAUGAACAAUAGGGAUACAGCUAGAUUUUGCUGUGCAUUUUCUCAGUCUAUCUACAACUGUUCUUAUCCACUUGCCCAUAAAUCUGCUGCCUUUUACAUAUUUAUCUCAUCUUUCAGCUUUGUUUUUGUUUGAAUGGAUUUUUUUUUUUUCCCAUUUGUAACAGACGUCCUGUACAGGGCUCGCAGGGCCAAACAUGACGAGACACACAGGUCUGAAUAGUUACUAACACAGUGUUCGUGUAAAAUGGUGUUUGAGGCACCUUUUAUUCUGUCAAUACUUUAAUGAAAGUACCCUAAACACCGUUUGUAUACCUGGCACUUGUGGAGGUUACUCUGGACCAUUGUGCACUACGUGUACGCUGUUAUAGGGUGUGACAAUUCACUUCUGAUUAUUCACUAAUUUACAUUGAGCAAGAAUACUUUGUUAUACAUUUUAAAUGGUCAAUUGGGACGUCUGUUUAACUGUUGUAAUGAAGACAACGUAUCUUCCUGUUUCUUCUUAAAGAAAUCACUGUUGUGAAAGCCAUCUCUGCGCGCCACAUGUACUUACUGCUCCAUGACACUUCAUUGGUUUUGAUAAAAUGUAUUGAAUUCUAAUAAAUGUAUAUGUAUAUUUUUUCAGACUCUGCGCAGAUGUUACAGCCGAGUGAAGGAGCGAGGAGUCGGAAAGAGGAAAAGCAGCUACACGUUUGAGCAGCUGGAGAGAGUGUUUGGGUCCGGAGGCUGGGAGACCCAACCCUUCCAACCUGUGCUAAUCAAUAGCAGUGGCCUCUACCAAGAAAUGGAGUCUGACGGCAGCACGAUGGAGGAUUAUUCGCAGGAUGACUGGGGAAACCACAGCCAGGAAAUGCAAGGCUUCCCGGGGGAAGAUUUGGGUAAGCCAUAAAAUCACUCUGUACAUGAAUCACUUUCACCUUGAUUCUAAUCUCUUUAACCCCCUUCAGGACAAGGCAAUCUAACUGUGAAAGGGUAAAUGGGGCAUUCCAGCUUGGAGUUAAUGCAUUAAAACAUAAUAGCUAAAGAGAAUAUGUGAAUUUCUCUUUGCCUCUGUUGAAAGAAAGUGGGAAAAUAAAAGGGAAACAAAACAAGUACGGUAUCAUUAAUUUUAAGUAUAUUGUGCUAUACUCCAACAUAAAAGUACAAUUCAAAUAAAAAAAUAAAAUGUAUAGUAUACUGGGCCUGGAGUGAACCUAACAUGCAUGUCCCCAAUGUAUGCGUACACCCAUAUAUCUACAUGCGUGUAUGGAUAUACACACCCUCUUUAUCAUUAUAAUGUGAUAUGUCGCCUUUUAUGCUUCUUCAAAGACCAUCCAUUUGCUCCAAUUGGACUUUUUAUCUUUAUUUGAUGAAGGGUCUGCAAAAUUCACUUCAUAUUUUUUAUUAUGAGACGUUCUAGAAAUUACUUUUUCUAUUUGACUGAGUGACUCAUGGGGGGAUGCCGAGAGGUGAUGGACAGGACUUCGAUGGUACCCCACACAGAAACACAAUUAUGCAACAUGGACCUUUUUCAUAACUGGAAAUACAACCUUUCCCCCAGCCCCCCUUUUGUUUUUUUUUCUUCUCCUUCACUUACCAUACUCUUCCCUUUUUCGGACCUCAAUGCAGGGAGAUGUUGUUUUUGGUUUCUUUGUCGCAAUUAGUUUUUUUGCCUUUAAUUUUUAUUAUUUUUUUUAGCACCUUGGGUGGUCCAGAAGUCCGCUCUGCCUUGCCCUCCUGCUGAAGGUACAGUAUUACUGCUUCUACUUACAAAAUGUGUUCAUUACUAUGACCUCAGGGUUUGUGAAGUCAAGUGUUCAUUGCUGUGCGAGGUGGAGGGAUCCAGGUGUUCAUUGCUAUGGGAGGUAGAGGGGUCCAGGUAUUCAUUGUUGUGCGAGGUGGAGGGGUCCAGGUGUUCAUUGCUGUGGAAGGUGGAGGGGUCCAGGUAUUCAUUGCUGUGGAAGGUGGAGGGGUUUAGGUGUUCAUUGCUGGGGGAGAGGGAGGGGUUCAGGUGUUCAUUGCUAUGGGAGUUGGAGGGGUUUAGGUGUUCAUUGCUGUGGGGGGUGGGAGGGGUUUAGGUGUUGCAGGAGGGUUUAGGUGUUCAUUACUGUAGAAGGGGUUUUAGGUGUUCAUUGCUGUGGGGGUGGAGGGUCCAGGUGUUCAUUGCUGUGGGGGUGGAGGGUCCAGGUGUUCAUUGCUGUGUGAGGUGGAGGGUUUGGGUGUUCAUUGCUGUGGGGGGUGGAGGGUUUAGGUGUUCAUUGCUGUGGGGGUGGAGGGUCCAGGUGUUCAUUGCUGUGGGAGGUGGAAUUGCUGUGUGGGGGUGGAGGGUCCAGGUGUUCAUUGCUGUGGGAGGGUGGUUUUAGGGUGUCUGGGGGUGGAGGUUAGGUGUUCAUUGCUGCUGUGGGAGGGAGGGUUUAGGUGUUCAUUGCUGUGGGGGGUGGAGGGUUUAGGUGUUCAUUGCUGUGGGGGGUGGAGGGGUUUGGGGGUGUUCAUUGCUGUGGGGGUGGAGGGUUUAGGUGUUCAUUGCUGUGGGGGGUGGAGGGUUUAGGUGUUCCAUUGCUGUGGGGGUGGAGGGGUUUAGGUGUUAGUGCUGUGGGGGUUUAGGUGUUGUGCUGUGGGGGGUUUGGGUGUUCAUUGCUGUGGGGGUUUAGGUGUUCAUUGCUGUGGGGGUUUAGGUGUUCAUUGCUGUGGGGGUUUAGGUGUUCAUUGCUGUGGGGGUUUAGGUGUUCAUUGCUGUGGGGGUUUAGGUGUUCAUUGCUGUGGGGGUGGAGGGUUUAGGGUGUUCAUUGCUGUGGGAGGGUUUAGGUGUUCAUUGCUGUGGGAGGGUUUAGGUGUUCAUUGCUGUGGGGUUUAGGUGUUCAUUGCUGUGGGAGGGGUUUAGGUGUUCAUUGCUGUGGGAGGGGUUUAGGUGUUCAUUGCUGUGGGAGGGGUUUAGGUGUUCAUUGCUGUGGGAGGGGUGGAGGGGUUUAGGUGUUCAUUGCUGUGGAAGGGGUGGAGGGGUUUAGGUGUUCAUUGCUGUGGAAGGGGUGGAGGGGUUUAGGUGUUCAUUGCUGGGGGAGGGGGAGGGGUUUAGGUGUUCAUUGCUGUGGAGGGGUUUAGGUGUUCAUUGCUGUGAUAUAGUAGUUUGUUUGAGAUAAGGCUAUGCUAAUUCUGGUGGCAAGUUGAUCUUCCAUGAUACAUCUUGUUUGGCUUCACUGUCUCCAGGUGAAACACAGGGUAGUUUUGUAAGGAAUUGGGCUGUCAGGGUCCUCUGGCCCCAUUAUUUUUAGAUUCCUAACUCUGUAUUAAUAAUAUCACAAAUGUCAUGUUUAUUGGCUGCUCUGUCUGAUCCCCAUUUACUUUAUUCUGUUUAGAGGAGGUCAGUAUUCCCAAGAGGCCAGUAAAGAAUCGAGAGCCGUCCGAGGAAACGCAGUAAGUGAUUUCCUAAUUACCUGGAGGCAAAAUGCUUUUUCUAUUUUAUUUCUUGAAAUUCUGUGUUCAAGUAUAUUUACCAGACGCCAGGUAAGCAAUCUUCCGAGUGAGAUUAAUUUGUAUUCACUUUGUCCGAGGAAAUCCCGAGCUUACUGUAUGUUUUCUUUCUUUUGCUUUUUUCUUCAAAUGUAUUGAAUUUUAAAUUAAAGUGCAAGCUUUUGUUAUUUUAACAAAAAAUCAAGUCUAUGUAGAACGUAUGGAAGAAAGCUGUAUGGGAUUAGCUUGCAGGAUAGAGUAUCUUUAUGUCUGAAAAUGAAUAUAUAAUGUAUUUUUAUGCACGGGUAAUGUUAUAAUAAUGUACAGCAAUGUGAAUAUAAAUCACAAUAUGAUAUGUUUUAACUUAACUUGCAAUGCUUCAAGCACCUUGGGGCUCCGUCAUUGUUGUAGGAUAUCACAUGAAGGGCACAGCAAAGUUUCGACCUGCAUUAGCCUGACAAAGAUCUGGGUGCAGGUCGAAACGUUGCUGUGCCCUUGAUGUUCCAUUAAACGUGGCUUGAACUUUAAACACAGUGAGAGCCUGAGCAGUUUUUUCUUUGUGAUAUGUAUGUGGGGUGUGCUGACCCUAGCUCAGUUGCACCCUGUUUUUUUGGUUGAGUGCAGCCCUUAUCCUUUUUUCAUAAUUGUUGUAGAAUAUUACAUUGCAGUAGGGACAGAUGGACAGCUGCAUGGUCCGAGCUAAAUUAGACGAACAGAAAAUGUUGUGGCACCAUAGGCCCCAGCAUUAACAGUACAAGGACACGUUGUGGUUUUAGUGCUGAAAAGAUGUGUUGACUUCUAUAAUAUUUAAAUAUGAAAUGCUUAAAUUUUAUAUAUUUUUCAAUUUACCUUCUUAGGAAGCUGGAGAUUCUGCAGACCAUAAUGCAUAUUUUGGACUCAGUCCAGCUAAAAUGGGAGCUGUUUCAGAGCUGGACAGACUUUUCAAGACUUCACCUCUCUAACAAACUGGCUAUAUUUGCUAUUGGUUACAACACGCGAUGGAAAGAUGACAUUCGCUACCAUUACGCUGAAAUAAGCUCACAAGUACCGCUUGGGAAACGUCUUCGAGAAUACUUCAACCCUGAGAAACCUGAAGGCCGGGUGGUUAUGACCAGGGUGCAGAAAAUGAACUGGAAAAAUGUCUAUUAUAAGUUUUUGGAAAUUACAAUUAGUGAAGCUAGAUGUCUGGAACUUCACAUGGAGACAGACUGGAUCCCCAUAGCCCAUUCCAAACCAAUUGGGGGCGAUAUAGUUCAGUACCUUUUACCUGGCGGUAUUCCAAAAAGUCCGGGUCUUUAUGCCAUCGGCUACGAAGAUCUGCGUGGCAAAGAAGUGGAUAAUGCAGUUGUUGAUUUAGUGAAUGAUGGGAAUUGCGAUAGUCCUACAGAGCUUGCCUCGAAAUCUGAUACAAUAACUAGCAAAAUUAAUUAUUGUUACCUAGGUAUUGCUGAGAGUAUCACGCUCCAGCAAUGCCUUUUCUUUCAUUUCCAGUCCACAAUCAAAAACCAAAGCAAGGAGUGGGCUAGUAUUAAUGGAUUCUUAGCGCAAAACUGCAAAGUGGAACCAGGCGUGUCUCCGAAAACCAUCUACAUUAAAUUUGUCGAAGUCGAAAGAGAUUUUCUUUCUGCCGGAUCUUUAGUUGAGUGCCUGGAAAAAGCAAUUGGUUACCCACUGAAGUUUAAUAAAUGAAUUUUUAUCCUUUAUAAGGAUUAGGGCUCUAUAGAUACCACGUUCCAUUUUGCCAGGGUCGACUCUUGAAUUUCAAACAGAUUUCUCUUUGUUUUUCAAAUUGGAAGAAUUGUCUUAAAAGCCAGCUUCCACAGUUUGAGGCUAUUGUCCUAGGCAAACGGGACCUUGUGUUUGGAUAUUAAAUAGUGUUUUUAUAAAAAUAAUUUUAUUGUAGAGCCCUGCUAUAAACUUGCUGUAAGUACAUUCCACGUUGGACUAAGCUUAUUCUCAUUUUCAAAGGAAAUACUGGGGGGGAGGGAGGGUUCUUCACGUUUCAUUUUUACAUAUCUGUGUCUGUAUAAAACUAGAAAGAAUAAUGAAUGAUGGCGCUCAACCUUGAGAAAUGUACAAGAGGUUGUCACGCCAUAACCCGAUUAGCUAAUAUUGUAUAUAAUUUAUAUAAUCACUUUUUUUACCCAUUAAGUGUUUUUACGAUUUCCAACCAGUGUUGCCUGCAAAGACUUUUGUUUCUGUGACGUACUGUAUUCACUCUUAGCUGUGUCUCCAUAUCCUUUUUUUUUUUUUUUUUUUUAAACCAUUAAAGUAAUGGCUUCUUUGUGUUUCGUUGACAUUUUAAUGGCAUUACAAAGGAUAUUUAUAUAUAUAUAUAUUAAAAGCAUUCAGAAAACCUUGAGUCUGAAUGAAUUGUGCAAGUUGAUCUUUCAGAGAUUUAAAAAAGCCAAACAAAUGCUUAUCAGCUGCUAGAACAUGUUUUAGAAACUUGAAUAUGCCAUGAACUUUGUAUAAACUGUUCUGCUGUCCAGUUUGGCCACCAAAACCGUUCCAUCAUAUUCUCGCUGCGUGACAAAUUGUCCACAGCCAGUGAAGGUUACCAGUGCCUUUUCUAGAUGUAUAUUUUACUGUUUUCAGCCAAUAGCAGUAAUUUAGGGCAAAGUUUGGUGGGUUAAGGUUAUUCCCUUAUUGUAGAACUCCUCUGAAAGAAACCUUAUACUUAUGAGUAAAAGCCGGCAUUGCAGAAUAUAUCCAUAUAAAAAAAUUGUAAAUUCUGUACACAAUCCAAAAGCUGAUAUAUCUGUGUUAUGUUUAUUAUUCUUCGUGUAUUCUAUAUAUUUUAAUUUUGUUGCAUAGCCCUGUAGCAGUUUUGUUUGAAGCAAAUGUUGAGAAUAAUUUUUAUUUUAUUUUUUACUCUUAUUAUAGUACAGUUAAUGUAAUUUGACUUUUUAUUUUUUUGUUUUUGGUAAAUUAAAAAAAAAAUCAAUUGCCAUUGCAGCACCUUAAGUAUUUUGGUAACUGCUUAAUAGUCGUCAGAUUUAAAUAAAUUCCCUUCCUUGCCCAAGAUACCCGGAUUCGUUUUAUAUUCCCCUUGUUGUGUCUGGGAUUGAUUGCUGUGGACUGAAAUUCUACAUGUUUUUUUGGAAUAUUAAAGUCACACGGGACAACAGAUGAAUUAUUGCAUUGGGCAUAUUUUUAUUAUUUCAAGUUUGUCAGAGGAUGGCGCUGCAAGUCUCCGCACUGCCAACGUCAUAGGUUGCUAUGUAACCUUAUUCUCAUUGUAAGAGCUAAUGUAUAAAAUGAUGUUCAAAAUAAAAAGUGAACAAUUUGUUAAAUGAAUGGGCCAUCUUCUGUGUGAUUAAAAUAUGGUAACUAUUUAGAUCGUUGCUCUUUGAGACCGUUUAAAUGUGCUGUUUUUCCUGUAAUAGCAGUCUCUGUCCUGCAAUCAUUAUUGGAAAUAUUCCGCUACUUGAUAACUUGUGAUAGCGCAUCAGUAUGGUGCAUUGUGGGAAUCGUAAAGUGUUGACUAUCACUAAAAUGAAAAGACCCGCUGUGUCGGUCUGCAUUGUGACCUCCGUUUCUGUCUUACAACAAACUGUCCCACUACAAAUCUUUAACAUUUCUUUAUGGAAACUCUUUUUUUAAAACGUUUUAUCUGCGGUACAUAAAGGGGGUUUGGCACCCUUUCUAUUCUGUGACUGUCUCUGGAUUGUACAAUCAGGCUAAACAUUUUAAACUAAAACUUGCACUUUAAAAC